AUGGUUUGCUCUCUGAUUAGUAAAUCUUUGAAUGAAGUUACUUUUACUACAGUACUGCUUUGUUUUGUACCAUUAUACGAAAGAGCGAUAGCUGUCGUUGUUCAUGGUGAGAGGUAUCGUGGUCCCUUUGUACGGGUGGUGGGAAUCAUUGGACAACAGCAGUGUGUCCGGGAAUGUAGACACAGACCCAAGCUGUGUCGAGGAGUCAACUACCAGAAACAGGAACUACUGUGUGAUCUCGUGUUGGCCAUCAACGAAACGGUAUCAAAAUCGGACUAUGUUAGAAUUGAACUCGAUCAGACUAACCAUAUUCCAGAUGAAUGCCUGUCAUGUCCCACUGAAGAUCUGUGUGUGACGCUCUCCAGUAAGAAAGUCAACUGUAUUAGAGAAUGA
Magallana angulata is the source of this 393-nucleotide messenger RNA. RefSeq lists its product as uncharacterized. The record is from RefSeq and is a predicted model, not a curated record. The transcript has 3 exons. Lineage: Eukaryota; Metazoa; Mollusca; Bivalvia; Ostreida; Ostreidae. The coding region runs from base 1 to 393 and encodes 130 amino acids.